Molecule: messenger RNA, 687 nt
Organism: Monosiga brevicollis MX1
Lineage: Eukaryota; Choanoflagellata; Craspedida; Salpingoecidae
Exons: 8
Coding region: 1-687 (228 amino acids)
Biological process (GO): meiotic joint molecule formation; homologous chromosome pairing at meiosis; meiotic strand invasion involved in reciprocal meiotic recombination
Cellular component (GO): condensed nuclear chromosome; DNA recombinase auxiliary factor complex
Molecular function (GO): double-stranded DNA binding; recombinase activator activity
Source: RefSeq, a predicted model, not a curated record
AUGCCGCAACCGGCUGCAAAGAAGCCUAAGCAGAUCAAGGACGAGAAGGCUGCGUCCAAGAUGCUGGAAGAAUACUUGUUGCGCCAGAAUCGCCCAUACAAUGCCAAUGACCUCUUUGCCAACCUGCACGAAGCCAUUAGCAAGACGGUCGUGGGUCGUGCGCUGGCAGCAUCGGCGGAAGCCGGUCGCCUGCGCGAAAAGACCUAUGGCAAGCAAAAGAUUUACUUUGUUCCUCAAACGGACAUGGACAAGCUAUCCAAGGACGAGCUUGACGCUUUGGAUGAGGAGCUCGACCAAUUGCGAAAAACGCACAUGGAACUGACUAGCACUGUCUCUGCCCUUGAAAGCGAGUUGUCCAAAACCCUGGCCGAACCAACCACAGACGAGGCCGACAAAACCCUGGCUGAGCUGCAGGCCGAGAUCAUGCGCAAGCAAGCCAAGUUGAAGGGUCUGCGCGAUGAUGGCGAGACCAUGACCGAAGCUGAUCGUAAGCGCAUCAAUGACAAAUAUACCAAGUUUCUCGUUGAGUGGAAGAAACGACGCCGUCUGGCACGGGACAUUCUGGACCAGAUUCUGGAGGGCUACCCCAAACCCAAAAAGCAACUUUACGUGCGUACCUCCGUGCUGCUCCUCCUGCGUAAUUUUGGCAGUCUGGGCGGAAACGACAAGCGGCCUGCUCUCAUCUAG